AACACUGGAUUAGCAAAAAGCAAAGAAGAAAGGUUAAUAAGAGAUCUCUCCCACCCUUGAGAAACCUCCUGAUGAGCCCACAUCUUCCCAACUCUCCCUUAGCGGCCCUAGUCCUACCCCAGUACUAAUCUUCUCCGAACAAAAGGACCUCAUAGUUUGACUCUCAGAAAAAUGAAGAGAACCAGAAGGACAUCAAUGGGUUAAGGAGUGUGGCUGGUGGUACCAAGGGAGAGAAAGGGGGCUAGAAGCACUUAGGCUGAGGAUGGGAAGGAGGCCAAAGAAGAGUGGCAGAAAUGAGCAAAGUUUGGGGGUGCUACAAGCUCUAGCUCCCUUCUCUCUGGCUUUAGGGUAGAAGGGGAGGGGCAUUUAAGUGACUCUGAAGAGGAAAUGGUGGUUUUUCAUUUUUUCACAAACAAAGCCUCCACCCUGCCCCUUCCUUUUACCUUGUCUUGCCCUAAACACCUAGAUUUUCUUUAAGAACAAGAAAGGCCUUGACCACCAACAUCCUAGGAGACUAACUGCAGCAGGUUGGACCUCAAAGCUUUCUACGGGGGAGGUUGAGCAGACAGACUCAGUCAUUGAGAGCGAGAGUGUGAGAAGACAAAGCCAUCAAAGCCUCUGCAGCCUUCUCUCCAGCCCAGAGCAGAACCCGGAGCCCCAGAGGCACUUCCUCCACCUUUGGAACACACUAGUAAUUCAUUGAUAGCAGGGAGCUAUGAGAGACCCUGUGAGUAGCCAGUACAGCUCCUUUCUUUUCUGGAGGAUGCCUAUCCCAGAACUGGAUCUGUCAGAGCUGGAAGGCCUGGGUUUGUCGGAUACAGCCACCUAUAAGAUCAAGAGCAACACUGAUGGCAAAAUGACCGGACAAGCAACCAGAGCAGAGCAAGAGAAAACCCCUGAAGGCGAUGCCCUCCUUGAGUACAGCACCUUCAACUUCUGGAGAGCCCCGAUUGCCAGCAUCCACUCCUUUGAGUUGGACUUGCUCUAAGGCCAAGACUCCUCUCUCCCACCACCUUGCCCUCAUUGUCUUCCCUUUCAGCCCCCUCCUUUCCACACCUUUCUCCUUUUAAUCUUGCCCUCUCCCCUCCAUUGUGUUGAGGUGGUGCUGAUGAAUCUGUCAAAGUUGUAUUUAUUUAUUUAUUUAUCUUCCUUCUCCAUUUCUCUCAAAAGCCCUCAAGCCACAAAGUAAAGGGUUGAAGCAAUGGAAUAUUGGGCCACAGGGAUUCCCCUUUCCCCCCUCAGAUACUAACUCCAGAAAGCAGGCCUGAUGAGGGCAUCAAAGAGCAGUACGGUAGGGCAAAAUAGAGGACUGAUUUUUUACUGCAUUUUAAUCAGCCUAGGAGAUUGCUCAAGCCUUCCUAGUUUCCUGUUCAGUAACCAAAUAUUUCUUCAAGGGUUGAUGAAAGCCUCAGCAGUUUUAAUUUGGGAUUAUCUGCUACAAAACAGUAGGAUUUCUAAAAUGCUAAGGUGGUAAAAGACUCUUGCUUUUUUGAUCCUACAUGUUCUUACAAUAUACUCUUUUCCUCAGAUAAAUUGGGGUUGCAUAAAGAUGUAAAACAGGAGGAAAUAAUACAUCAUGAAAAAGGAAAAUAGAGGAAAGCAUUCCAUCAAUUCAGAAAAAGCUAAGCGUUCCCUUUCUCAAAAAUGUGUUCCUUCAAGCUUAUUCAUUGUACAACUCUGUUCCAAACUGUGGGUUGAAAAAUCUAGCUGAGGAAAAAUUUAAAAUUUUAUGAUGCAAUCUUGUUGACUAUUAUGAUAAUCUGUAAGGUUUUGACUCAACCUUUUAAAAGGCAUACGGUUUGGUGUUUAUUUCUUGCCCUCCUGUUAUAUUUGCAAUGUAUAAUACUGAUCAGUGGGCCUUGGGCACAGUUCUUCAGCCACCUUGAGACCAUAAGAUGUACAAUCACAUUCUGAACCUACACCUUGACCCCAUCCCUUCCAAAGUUAUUGCUGCUGAUUCAUGCUGCCAUUUACUCAUUUAAUAAAGACAUUCAAUCCCAGGACUGAAUUCUAGUUUUCUCUUCACAGGGAAGAAUUAUAGAUCUCAGAAUUUAGCCUUGCUUUCACAUUCAGCUUAUAAUUUUAUCUUUCUAACAUUCAACUUUGAGGAACAAUGAAUAGUCUUUCUACGUAAAAAUAGUGAACUUCAGGUUAAACGGUAGGUAAUAGGAGUGAAAUCAACUUAAAAUUAGAAAGGUAGUUAGGGAGGAAAAACCCACAAGUAAUCACUCUUUUAGGGCCCAUCUGGUUGCCUGCUGACUACUAACAUUUGUAUUUCAGGUAAUAAUUCUCCUAGAUGCCUCAGGAGGUACCAGCGGUCCUAAAUCUGCUCAUCAUUACCUCAAUCUAGGUACCUAAGAAAAUAAAUUAAUUCACUCAAAUGUUAUUUGCUUACUCCAAAAAAAUCUGAACCUAGCUUAGAAAGUUUGUGUGCCUACCAUAUGAAAGGCACUGACCAGUGUUAAAGGAUGUAAACAGGAAUGAAUCAAGAAUCCUACUCUCAAAAGGUAAAAAGUAAAUAUGAAUGGGCGCCUGGGUUGCACGCAAAUGGACUACUAAUGGAGAGACUGGCUGUUCAACUCAGGUGCUUCAGAAGUAAGGCCUGGCAAUCUGCUUCCAAAAGAAGAGCACUUCUACUCCGCACACAUGGAGUUUGCCAUGCAGUGAUUUCAGGCAACCAACAACAAAUACCAAUAUGGACAAUACCUGGCAGUAUGCCAUAAAAUUACCCUAGCAGUAUCUAGACAAGUUCAGAGAAGGGAGAGUCACGGAAAUCUUCAUCCUAGGCCUUAAAAGGGCCACCGUCAAUAACAAAAACCAAAAUAAAAAAUGGGGCUAGUAAGGUUUAGUGAUGUGUUCUUUUCUAUUUCAUGGAUUUUUGUACAGACGACUCUGGCUGUCAGGACCAGCGCAGUCGUCUAAUCACAGCAACUGGAUUUGCAAACCGUAGGCUUCUUCCUUUUCCAAAUAGAAAAACCAAGCUCUUCGUCCUGGAGUCGAAUUCCGACUCAUAGCGACCCUAUAGAAAAGAGCAGAACUGCCCAAUACGGUUUCCUAGGCUGGUAUCUUUACGGAAGCAGACUGCCACAUCCUUCAUCCUUUUCCAGUCCCCCCCAAAAGAAGUGAUCCAGUUAUUGGUUUCGCUGUGCACCCUGACAACUUGGCUCCACGGUCCUUAUAUUCAGGUUGGAAAUAUGUGUCAGGCACUAGAACCCAAUUCACGUGUAACCAUCCAAACGGCUUCGGCCAAGGCUGGAAUGGGGCAGCAAGUUUUCCUGUCAAUUCUAAAACCGGCCGCCCGGAGAAGCAGCCAGGUGGGAGAACUCAAACUCCAAGAUCUAUGCAGAACCCGACUCUGCCUCAGAGGUCUCUGAGCCCUUGGCGCCAAAACAAACCAUACGGGCCGUCCCCUACCGGAACUAUAAGACAC
This is a messenger RNA of Loxodonta africana (African savanna elephant), 3430 nucleotides long. RefSeq names its product MLLT11 transcription factor 7 cofactor (gene MLLT11). Gene Ontology annotation, biological process: positive regulation of DNA-templated transcription; apoptotic signaling pathway; positive regulation of release of cytochrome c from mitochondria. The coding region runs from base 716 to 988 and encodes 90 amino acids. Gene Ontology annotation, cellular component: cytosol; nucleoplasm. NCBI's taxonomy places the organism in Eukaryota, Metazoa, Chordata, Mammalia, Proboscidea, Elephantidae. The transcript has 3 exons. The record is from RefSeq and is a predicted model, not a curated record.